Molecule: messenger RNA, 8621 nt
Organism: Calidris pugnax (ruff)
Lineage: Eukaryota; Metazoa; Chordata; Aves; Charadriiformes; Scolopacidae
Gene: AKT3
Product: v-akt murine thymoma viral oncogene homolog 3
Exons: 13
Coding region: 110-1549 (479 amino acids)
Biological process (GO): protein phosphorylation
Molecular function (GO): ATP binding; protein serine/threonine kinase activity
Source: RefSeq, a predicted model, not a curated record
GCUGACUCAUCAGUAGAAAUUGGGAAGAGCUUCAGAAGAGAAGCCAAACAGACAAGCUGAUAACUCAAAGAAAUACUCUUUUGAGUUGGGGGUUCAGAGUGGAGCCAUCAUGAGCGAUGUUACCAUUGUGAAGGAAGGCUGGGUUCAGAAGAGGGGAGAAUAUAUAAAAAACUGGCGGCCAAGAUAUUUCCUGCUAAAGACAGAUGGCUCUUUCAUAGGCUAUAAGGAGAAGCCCCAGGAUGUGGAUCUGCCAUAUCCACUCAACAACUUUUCAGUGGCAAAAUGUCAGCUAAUGAAAACAGAGCGACCAAAGCCAAACACAUUCAUUAUCAGAUGUCUUCAGUGGACCACUGUCAUAGAGAGGACAUUCCACGUAGACACUCCGGAGGAACGGGAAGAAUGGACAGAAGCAAUCCAGGCUGUAGCAGACAGACUUCAGAGGCAAGAAGAGGAGAGGAUGAACUGUAGUCCAACUUCACAGAUAGACAAUAUAGGAGAAGAAGAGAUGGAUGCUUCAACAACCCAUCAUAAAAGAAAGACAAUGAAUGAUUUUGACUAUUUAAAACUGCUGGGCAAAGGCACGUUUGGCAAAGUUAUCCUGGUCCGAGAAAAGGCUAGUGGGAAAUACUAUGCUAUGAAGAUUUUGAAAAAAGAAGUCAUUAUUGCAAAGGAUGAAGUGGCUCAUACACUUACAGAGAGCAGAGUACUGAAAAACACCAGACACCCAUUUUUAACAUCCUUGAAAUAUUCCUUCCAGACAAAGGAUCGUUUGUGUUUUGUGAUGGAGUAUGUUAAUGGAGGAGAGCUGUUUUUCCAUUUGUCGAGAGAGCGGGUGUUCUCAGAGGACCGCACACGCUUCUAUGGUGCAGAAAUUGUCUCUGCCCUGGACUAUCUGCAUUCUGGGAAGAUUGUGUACCGUGAUCUCAAGUUAGAAAAUCUAAUGUUGGAUAAAGAUGGACACAUAAAAAUUACAGAUUUUGGACUUUGCAAAGAAGGAAUCACAGACGCAGCAACUAUGAAAACAUUCUGUGGUACUCCAGAAUACCUGGCACCCGAGGUGUUGGAAGAUAAUGACUACGGUCGUGCAGUGGACUGGUGGGGAUUAGGAGUUGUCAUGUAUGAAAUGAUGUGUGGAAGAUUACCGUUCUACAACCAAGAUCAUGAGAAACUGUUUGAACUGAUACUAAUGGAGGACAUAAAAUUUCCUCGAACUCUGUCUGCAGAUGCAAAAUCAUUACUAUCAGGCCUACUGAUAAAGGAUCCAAAUAAGCGACUUGGUGGAGGCCCAGAUGAUGCAAAAGAAAUCAUGCGCCAUAGUUUCUUUGCUGGAGUAAAUUGGCAAGAUGUAUAUGAUAAAAAGCUUGUACCUCCUUUUAAACCUCAAGUGACAUCCGAGACAGACACCAGGUAUUUUGAUGAAGAAUUUACAGCUCAGACUAUUACAAUAACGCCGCCUGAAAAAUAUGACGAGGACGGUAUGGACUGCAUGGACAAUGAGAGGCGGCCGCAUUUCCCCCAGUUUUCCUACUCUGCAAGUGGACGAGAAUAACUUUUUUGUUCUGCUGCUUCACUGUCAUCUUAGGUUUAUCACUGAAAAUGAUUCCUGAACAUCACCACCAGUACUAGAUGCUAUUUAAGAUAGCAGGGGCACUUUCAGAGACUAUUCCAAAUUGAACAAGUUUCUUUCCCAAACCUACCUAAAAUCCAUUUUGGUUUUGCAUGAAAUAUGAGAUUUUCUCUACUACGCUCUCCUGCUGUUGCUGCUGCCCACAGUCUCAGUAUAAUAGCAACGUCAAGAAGUUACUAACAGUUUCUUUGGAGGUAGAUGACUCGACUUCAGCGUUGCACACUUUGUGCACAAGCAGUCAUCUAUUUUUCCUCACAGUGGAGGCUAAACAAAAAAACGAGUUGGUCCAGCUUAUCUCCUUCCAGAAGAUGAAUCAAAAUUGUAAUUAGUCUAAAAAGACCAGUCUAUAACAUUUUCUUGCAUCUGUUUGUGCUGGUUAGAACAAGGAAACAUAGGGGUGGUGAUGUACAUAUGCAAGGUUUCUGUUAGGCAUAUCAUUACUUGAAGCAGGUCUCUGUCAUUAACAUCUGGCUGGAAUUUGUUUGGGAAACGUUUGAGAGAAGGACUUAAACUGUUGAUAUAUAUAAAUAUAUAUAUAUUAUUUUUUAAUUACUGUUGGAUACUACAGAAGAAGCAGAAGGGCUGGGGUCACCCAGCCUGCCACUUAGAACUUCCAGGUUCAUGUGCAAUCAUGGAGAAUCGAACAUUAUACAUGCAAGAAAUGAAGGCAUAAAAGCAGCAGUUGAAGUUGUUUAAGGGGUCUUAUAAUUUGCACCAGAUAACAUCUUUCUCAUGCUUUUCUUUUUCUUUCAUGAUAUACAUCACCUCUGAUGGCUGAAGAAUGUAGACAGGCAUAAUAGUAUUGCUUUUCACCAAAAUGUGUGCACCCAAGGUAAACAGGUGUUUGCCUUACCCGUUUUAUUUUGAGUUUGUGAAUUAGCUUUUUCUCCAGGUGUUAACUCUGAAUAUUCUUUGGGGGUUUGUUUUUUUUGGUUGGUGUUUUUUGGUUGAUUUUUUUUUUUUUUUUGGUUUACUGCAGUAGUAUUUAUUUUUAGAGAUAAGGAUUGUAUGUGUCAUGUUUGCAAGUGCUGCUACAUCUUAGAACAGGCUUACAGCAGUUAAUUUUGUAAUAUAUGGAAAGACUGUACAAGCUGAAGGGAAUAAUGCACUUUUCUCCCAUGUGGAAAUUCUAACAAGGCUCUGAAAUUGUACAUACUGCUUAGAAUCAGAUUUUUGUGAAUGAAAUACUGUCUUUUAAUUGUUUGGCAAUGGAGGUGAGACAAAAAAAGCUACAUCUUGUGCUCCACUGAGGAUGAACGUAAUGUAAGAGCCUGACAGCACAAUAGAAAAUUUCUGUUCUAUAUGAAGGAAUUGCAUUUGAACAACGAGACCACAGUGAUUACAAGAAAAGCACUUUAUUUUAAUAAUUAAAAUAGUAAAUUUCUGGGAUCAGCCGUUCUCAAGCAAGGUUUGCCCUCAACCAAAAGAGUCCCGAAACCCAGCAUGUUACGUGUAACCGUGGUACCUGAUUGACUGAAUUCGAAACAUCACAAGAAACUGAGAGGAGAACGUCUUUCCAUUUCCGAAGAUCUGUAUCUAACAGAAUGUGUGCAUAAACUUUAGCUUUGAUCUUCAGCAAUGAUAAUCUUAAUAAUAAACCCUUUGGUGCUAGGAGUCGGGACAUUACGCAGUGCCGUGGUAGCGUGCAUGUGCCCUUGCUAACGACGUCGGAAAACUGACUCCAUGGGAUUAUCAUUCGAAGUAUCUCUGCGUUCGGAUCUUGUUAGCUCCCACGAAGACUGUGAUGUCGCAGAGUAUUCCUGGUUGCGUUGUGUGAAUGAGUAGAUGAGUCUGAAAGGCGAGAUAUUCCUACGCAGAUGCCUUAGCCUCUUGAUGCGGCAAGUUAAGUGCCCGAGCAUGAAGCCCACUGCUGGCAGUGCAUGUGCUGGGACAGUCAAGGGGUAGAUGGGCAUUUUAGCAAGGCAGCUAAAGACGCAGACUAAUUUAGACAAUUUUUCAUGUUUCGUGUUUUAUCUUUAGUGUGGAUAAUCAGAACUAUAUCAUGAUGUAUAUUCUAACUACAUAGGAUCUCAUUCUGUCACCUUGUAACACUAAAUACAUGUAGAGAUUAUCCCUCUACGAGAGAGAGGAGCACAGCAAGCGCAUUGCAGGUCUCUUCUGGACGGGUAGUUUAGAGGCGUCUACACUGACACAGUGAGUGAGUGAGUGAAAUAACCGAGUGUUCAAUAGACGGGCAUUACUUAGUUCUCUGCAAAGGCCUCGUACUUACAGACUAAAACUAUGGUGAUUCAAAAUCUGUGUUAUAUGCCUGUGUUUUUUCCCCCCAAUGUUUUCAGCUUGUAAUAGCAAUAAGUUUCUUGACACAGGGCACCUCUAGCUCACCACAGCUGGUGCCGUGCCUCUGGGCAGCCCUUCCUGGCGCGCAGAAGCAGCCCUGUGGUCAGUCACCAUCGCCUAGCUAGUUAGAAUGCGGUUCGCAGUAAAUACCUGUCAGUGAAUUAUUUGAAAACCUUUUAAGACUUCGCUGUGCUUUGUAUUGUCUGCCUUCCAAAACGUCAUUGAUCAAGUUUAUGCUACAGAGAGAGUCAGUGGCUGCUUCGUGCUGCCCGGGGUUGGGGGAUUCUCUCUCUUACCAGUGUUAGAAACGGGACGAAAGACAAAUGGGCAAGGGGUGCCCAGAGAAACUUUUGAAGCUCUUCUUUUGCUGUUCACAGUUGUGGUUGGAUUUGGGAGGUGGUGGCUGGUUUCCUUGGUGAGCCUUUUGAGCACAGUACAUUUCAGACUUGACUCCAGCUUGUACUGACUUCCAUGACGUACAGUAUGCCCUCUUGUACUGCAGCCAUCUCAGAGGAAAUAGGUCAUUUCUGUUUGGAUUUUUGGCAGUUUUGCACACAGCUUCGCUUUCCACACUAAUCCAUCUUCCAGUACAUUCCUGUUGCUUCAAGAACAUUUAUUCCAGUAUUGUUUUACAGGUUUUUUUUCCAUCUUUACUUGCAGCUUCUUAAAGCUGACUGUUCUUGCAGGGGCCAUGUGCUUCUCCUAGAGUACAAAAGUAAGGUCUUUCCUUACUAACUGCAGGGUCUAUAUAUUACACCUCAAUGUACACACUUUGCUGCUACUGUUUGUACUGUCUACAGUAGAAUUUCCUUAUCUUGCUCCUGGUAGUGCAUUACAGGCAAGCAUGAAAUGUAAAGUAUUUAUUUAAAUAAAAACCUCUAAAUUGGUAAUUGAAUUACCUCCCUGUAGCUUUAGAGUUUGUGACAUUUCUUGACCUUGCUAGUUCUUUCAUUAGAUCCAUGCAAGAUCUAGUCAUAUGGUUAAGGAUAUUAAGCAGACACGACUAUGAACCCAAGAAACCGUAUUACUGUUGGUCAUACUUAAACUGUUUAUUUCCUUAAGUAUAUGACCCACAAGGAUGUGAAAUAACUACAAGAAACUGUUUUUGUACACUGUACAUCCUUAGUAUUUUUACACGUAUAUGAUAGGGAUGCACAUUAUUUUCCUUCGUACAGACAGCUUAAAUAAAGCACUAUGUCAAUCUGCUACUUCUGUGUUUUUUAAUGCUAAUUUGUUCUGGAGGUUUGUAAAUAUAUAUAUAUGUUCAAGCUUGCCACAAAGGACGUAUUUUUUUAUAUCUGCACAUUACUAUUAAAUAUCAUAGAGGAUAAAAUUCUGAAGUUCUGUGUCAGAGAAAGAAAAAUUGAAAUGAGAAGGCUAUAUUGCAGAUUACGAAAGAUUUCUCAAGUUUUGGGUUAAAUAUUUACUUCAUAUUUUAAAGUAAUUUUAUAUAGGUUAGAUGCUUCAAUCCUGAAAUGCACAAAGAAUUUACUUAAUUUCUUCUUACAAGAAAAUGUACAUCGUUAUUUUUUUAUCACUGUAUAUAUAUAAUGAUCUGUGCAUGUUUAGUUACAAGUUUUAUUUGCUGUGAAGUCCUAGUGAUAACUGUAACUCUCUGUGACGUAUUUCAAAUACUGGGUGAUCAGUUUCGGCUUGUAAAUUAUUAAGUUACAAUAUUGUAAAAAAAAAAAAAAAAGUUUUUAUGACUAAGCAAGAUGUAUCUGUGCUUUGGACCGAGGCUAUUUCCAUCUCGGUGGUUCAUGUUAACCCUACGAGGUGUGUGUCACUUGUAAAAGUAAAUUUGGGUUACACUUUUGUGGUAGCGAUACACAGGGUUACGUUCCUGUCAGAACACCCACAAUUUAAGUGAUUAGUCAUCUAAUGAAAUUCUGAGCCUCACAUCCCAUAGCUAGGGAAUGUGUGAGGGUAAGGAGAGAAAAAGCUGGGAAGGUGGGAUUUGCAGGGCACCCUGAAGUGGGACUCUUUGAAGCCCCUAGGCUGGUCCGGGGCCGUUUGACCCAGCCGGUCGGGAGGGCUGAGGUCCCUACAGCAGUCGCUCAGCUGGGUUUUAGCUCCGUUCUCAGACAUGAACGCUGCCCUGGCAUAGAGGUGCUUCAUCCAGCUCUCAGGUUUUUGUCUUCUUCUUUUGUUUUUUUUAACCUUCUUUUUUUUUUUUUCCUCCCCCACCUUGCGGUAGGAAAGAGCAUGAGCCAAGGAGCCAGCCAGCAGCCACCAGGUCAGUGAUGCUGGGAGGUGAGUGACCGGGGGCUCAGCUGUGGCAGCGGCAGGAGAGGGGGGUCAGGCUGCAGCCCCUGUCACGGGGUCACACCCUGGCUGUGGACGUGGGUUUUCCUGGCUUUGAUCACCUAGUCUGACGCUUGUAAACUUUGUAAAACUAAGCAUUUUAGGCCUAGGUAGAAGUGGGGGCAGGAGAAAUGUGAGAUAGGUAGACCUGGUGCUGUCUGUGGCUAAAUUCAUUGCUACAGAGUAGCUGCUGCAGGGAAUUGCAUCCUUCUAGACUCCCAGCAACAUAAUGAAUUGAGUCUAAGCCUGGGAUGAGUAUGAAAAUCUCCUUCCAGCUGUAUGUACUCACAGCCCAGGAUGCUUUGUUGAAAUCGAACGCAUAGUGCAGGCGGGUGGCUGGCAGGGGUGCUCUGUGUGCAGCCACCAGCAGCCACCAGCAGGGAGGUGAGGCAGGUCCAGAAAGGUUGAGGGUCCGGCCGUGCCUCGGGUGGAGGCACGGCAGCUCCAGGAUCUCGGUGAAGCCUGAGUGUUGGGACUUGGUGCCUGAGUUCCUUUGUGCACGUAGCCUAUAGGCACUGUCUCCUAUUUAAACACAGAUUUAUGCUGUGGAGCUAUAAAAAUUAAAUUUAAAAAAAAAAAAAAAAAAAAAACUUGCAUAUUCCUACAUUGAUACAUGUAUAUUCUUCCUUGAGUAACCACCUAUAAAGUAGUGACACUUCAAAAAAUUGUCAGAUCAUUACCAUGGAAAACCCAGAGUUCAACUCGAGAGGACUUUUCGUCCUCAGGCUUUCUUGUCCCUAAAGACCUGAGGCCAUUUGAAGCAUGUUUAUUGUCAUAUUGGUGAAGCAGUUGAGGGAGGAGAUCAGAUGUGUUUGGCAGUUUAAUACGGCAGGAAAUUGAAAUGGGGAGGAAAAAACCACUUUGAUGUCAGGGCUGUACCACUAGUAACUCCUAAAAUACAAGGGAAGGAAAGACUAUGUCCCACAGCAAAUGGUAACUUCUUGCAUGUGUUGUACUCCUAUUUUUGUUACAUUUUAUGUCUUCAUUCUGGCUGAGGUAGCUUUAUUAAUGCAGAACUGGUCUUUGCGCUUUUUCCCCCCUUUACUAGUGCAAUUCUACAACUACACUGAAGAAACUUUUUUCUUAUGUACUUAGCAAAAGAUUCAGAUAAAUUCUUUCUGAAACGAUCUGGUAUUUGGAAAGUAACUUUUAAAAACACAAGGGUGCAGUUAACCAGAAGACAACCCUCAAUUAUCCUUAUGUUGGGAUUCUCACUUUUGUAUAAAAAGUGGUGAAUACCCUGUAAGAAUCAAGUUCUCGGGUAGAUUGUGGCAGAGUUUAGGAGGAGGAGUGCAGUCUGCUUCCUGCCGGACGGACAAACAGCCCCUUCUCCUCCACCCCGUGCACACGCUGUCGGAAGGACAAACCGAGGAAUGUAAGAAUCUGCUGAAGUUUAUUGAUAUUUUAGGCUGUAAAUAAGACAUCUAUGGUCAAUUAUAAAAAUAGAUAAAAACAUUUUAUAAAAAAAUUGUACAAAUUAUGAAUUAAGUCCACAUUAUGUAAUAGCUGUUAAAAGUCUUUCAGAAAAGUCUCAGCUGUUUUCCUAGGAAGUUCGGUAGCUGGUAAUGCUUAAAAAUAUUUAUGCCUCUGUAGUUAUAAACAAAUAGAAACCAGUUGAAAUUAGCAGCAGGUGUGCCUGCUCUCUGCAGAGGUGUCUUUAGGUGAGCCUCAGACAAGCCCAGGUUUCCGCCGGGUGCAGAGCAGACCUGAAAGGUAAAGAGAGGGCCGGGUGUGUAAGUGAGCAGUCUCUGUCACCUCGCUUGUGUUUCUCAUUUGCGGCACUUCAGCCUGCAGGCGAGUUCUUAGAAGAGAAAUAGAGAAAUGGUUAAGACUGUGGUAAUGCGAUGUAAACAAGUGCCAUUUCAGAGCCUGCUUCCUGCGGGCCUGCUGUCCUCGCCUCCUUCCAGGAUCCGAAGUCUCAACAGGCAGCAAGAACAAGAGCUGUUUGAUUUCUGAAAAACAGGAUCUCCAUGAGCUUUAGCCAUCAUUUGUGUUUAGCAGUAAAUAACUGAGCUCAUGUUCUGGGGCACGUCUAAGAUCCUGCCCCUUCUCCUUUCCAGGAAGGAGGUGGCAGGUUUGUGCCAGAGCGUGUUUACUGUGAAUUGUGUGGCGUGUGUACGGGUGGGCAGCUCCAGCAAAACAGGAUGCUGCUGCCGGUCAGAAACCUCUGGUGGGAAGGUUAAGUCAAGUCACAGUGUCGUAGCUCUUGCAUCGGUAUUGCUUGUGCUUCCUGAGUAGCACUGCAGGACUGAAUUAAGAGCGGGACAUCAAACUCGACUGGAGCUGGGGGGAGCUACCUAGAAUUGAGCCACUGGAGUUCUACAGUUUUAAUUUAAGAGAUGUAAAUGAUCUGAGAAAUAAAAAUAAACUUUCUACUUUUGCUGGUUUUGCA